This is a messenger RNA of Macadamia integrifolia, 1502 nucleotides long. RefSeq lists its product as uncharacterized. Bases 44 to 1300 code for a protein of 418 amino acids. NCBI's taxonomy places the organism in Eukaryota, Viridiplantae, Streptophyta, Magnoliopsida, Proteales, Proteaceae. The transcript has a single exon. The record is from RefSeq and is a predicted model, not a curated record.
CUUCCACCUGAACUUCUUCUCUCCGCAAGUAAAGCUUUCAUCCAUGGCGACAAAUAUUCUACUGACGGUUCUUACUAUCUCGUUCGUUGUUUCGUUCUACCUCUCGUUGACGAGCGCGGCUGUGAUGAACGUAGCUUCUGUGUCUGCAUUUUCCACUCCAGUUGGUUCGCCGCUGCCUUCUCAAGAUAUCCAAGAAUCUAUCUAUCCAACUGCUCAGUUUCAACGGAUCUUGACGAAUCUCGGAUUCCAUCAACUCGCCAUGGCGAUUCCAUCCCUUUCAGACUCCGCAUUUCCAAUCUGGAACGGUCCUUCAACGCUCUUCGCACCGACAGAUGCUUCUAUCCAGAGCUGCGGUUCUUGCUCUCUACCGCAGCUUCUCCGAGAACACAUGGUUCCAGGUAUCUUCUCUCUCGAUUAUCUCCGCAAGCUCUCUUUCGGGACGAAGCUGGAGACCAUGAGCCCUGGACGCUGCAUUACUGUCACCUCGGAGGCCGAGGAUAACACCAAGAUUUUCAUCGGCGGUGUCGAGAUUACACAUCCAGAUCUCUACAACAACGGUGUUAUCGUCGUUCACUGCCUCCAAGGUUUCGUCGCUCCUCUCUCGCCGUUGUCUUGCAAUGUCGAGAGGAUGACUUCACUUUCCUUUCCUCCUCAACCGUCCUUUUCCGAUCGAACGCAUUCUCUCUCGCAGUAUCCUCUGAUGCGGAUGAUGCUGAGGGACGCCAUUAUUAGACUCCGCAAUAAUGGCUUCAGCGUCCUCUCUCUUGCUCUGUGGGUAAAGUAUCCGGAACUAGUCUAUCUCAAGAACAUGACAGUGUUCGCUCUCGAAGACGAAUCGAUCUUCUCUGGAGGACACGCGUACGUUAGCAGUGUGAGGUUCCACAUCGUGCCAGACCGGAUGUUGAUGGACGCCGAUCUGACGAAGCUGCCGGUGGGGACUGUUUUGCCGACUUUGGAGAUUGGUCAGACUCUAGUGGUAACGACCGCAGCUGGUACGGAAGGAUCAUCGUCGUUGAGGAUCAACUACGUGCGUGUGAGGAAUCCUGAUGUGAUGCACAAUUUCAAGAUUGUGGUCCACAGUGUGGUUUGGCCGUUCCCUCACAUUCAUCCACCGGCGUUCGCUGGAAUUGGUGGAGACACGGGGUUGGACAUGAGCAUCGAUGACGAGUCGACCUUGCAGACUGGCGAUGCCGGCAAUGUUGGUGAGGGAACUUGUGUGGCUACGGAGGGAGGAAGCUGUGCUUCAAGCCCCGGUGUCCAGGCUACGCUGGUGAGUGAAGAUCACCAUGGCCAGCUGUGAAGUGCCAAGUUGAUCAUGUUGUUAUUUGUCGUCUUCACUGCUCUACAGUCUCUUAACUGAUCAUUUGCUUUACAAAUGCACACAAGUUUAGCUUUCCCUCUUCUUUUUACUUUGUUGGGGAGUUAUACUGGUUUCCUUGGCGCCAUUGUUGUAUUGUACGAAAGAAGGGAAAUACUGAAAUACUACCACUCCACUGUCUACA